CAACGUAACUAAUGUUUGUCGGCACAGGUCUUUGAUACAAGUUUGCAGAAAAAUUUUUACGGGAGAUAUACAAGAAAAGAAAAGUGUAAAAGUGUACGAAAAAAGUGGGUGUCCAAAAAGCAAAAAAAAAACACCGAAGAAAAUUCCUUUGUAUUGACUUUUUGCAAAAGAGAAAAAAACAACAACAACAGUAGAAAAAAGAGCUGAACUUGAAACAAAAUUUUAAAGAUGUGUCUCCCUUGAAAACUCCUUAAAAUCAUUAACAAAAUUCGUUGUUUUAUGCAAAAAUAAAAAAUUGGAUAAUUAUCCCACUUUUUUUGAUUUGGAAAUCAACAGAAAACAAAUCAGCUUCCUGUUAUCAAUCAAAAUAUAACAUUACCCUUAAUAAUAGAUAUUUAAUCCUAUACCCAACAUGGCUAUGUCUAAAGUAAUAAGGGUAUUGGAGAAAUCCAUUGCUCCGUCGCCGCAUAGUGUACUAAUGGAGCAUCGUCAUAAAAACGACAGCAUACUCUUUGAAUCGCAUGCAGUGGCUUUGCUGUCACAACAAGAGACGGAUAUCAUACGUAAACAAUAUACCAAAGUUUGUGAUGCCUAUGGCUGUUUGGGUGUUUUGCAAUUAAAUGCUGGCGAAAGUACGGUAUUAUUUCUAGUGCUGGUCACUGGUUGUGUAUCGAUGGGUAAAAUAGGCGAUGUAGAAGUGUUUCGUAUACAACAGACACAAUUUGUUUCUUUGCAAAAUGCAGCACCCAAUGAGGAUAAGAUAUCGGAAGUUAGGAAAUUACUCAAUUCGGGUACAUUUUAUUUUGCUCACACCAAUCAGACAUCGACUACAAUGAAUAAGUUUGAUAUAACGUUGUGUGCCCAAAGGCGUCAGCAGACUUCUGAAACGGAUAAUCGUUUCUUUUGGAAUCGUAUGAUGCAUAUACAUAUGCUAAGAUUUGGUAUAGAUUGUCAGGCCUGGCUGUUGAAGGCCAUGUGUGGUUCGGUGGAAAUACGUACAGUUUAUAUAGGAGCCAAACAGGCUAGGGCAGCCAUUAUAUCAAGGUUGUCUUGUGAAAGAGCCGGUACUAGGUUCAAUGUUAGAGGCACUAACGAUGAAGGUCAUGUUGCCAAUUUUGUGGAAACCGAACAGGUGAUUCAUGUUGAUAAUGAUGUCACCAGUUAUGUCCAAACCAGAGGUUCUGUUCCACUAUUUUGGGAACAACCUGGCGUUCAAGUAGGCUCGCACAAAGUUAAACUUUCCCGCGGCUUUGAGACUUCUGCUGCUGCUUUUGAUCGUCAUAUGUCUAUGAUGAAACAACGUUAUGGCUACCAAGCCAUUAUUAAUCUCUUGGGCACUUCGUUGGUGGGCAGCAAAGAAGGCGAAGCCAUGUUAAGCAAUGAAUUUCAAAGACACCAUGGCAUGUCGGCCCACAAAGAUGUUCCCCAUAUCAUUUUCGACUAUCAUCAAGAGUGUCGUGGUGGCAAUUUUGGCGCUUUAUCCAAACUUAAGGAACGCAUUACUGCCUGCGGCAUUAACUAUGGCAUAUUUCAUGUUUCCAAUGGUCAGGUGUUGCGUGAACAAUUCGGUGUUAUACGCACCAAUUGUUUGGAUUGUUUAGAUCGUACCAAUUGUGUACAGACUUAUUUGGGUCUUGACACUUUGGCCGUGCAAAUAGAAGCUUUGGGUAUGGGUGAGAAGAAAAAUUAUUCCAGAUUUGAAGAGAUUUUUAAGCAAAUGUGGAUUAAUAAUGGUAAUGAGGUUAGUAAGAUCUAUGCAGGCACUGGAGCCAUUCAGGGCGGUUCGAAAUUAAUGGAUGGAGCAAGAUCAGCGGCUAGGACUAUACAGAAUAAUCUGUUGGAUAAUUCCAAGCAGGAAGCCAUUGACAUUCUCCUAGUUGGCUCCACACUCAAUUCCGAAUUGGCCGAUAGAGCUCGCAUUUUAUUACCUUCCAAUAUGUUGCAUGCUCCCACCACAGUUUUGCGUGAAAUGUGCAAACGUUAUACGGAAUAUGUAACGCCUAAAACGGCUCGCGUAGCCGUUGGAACUUACAAUGUAAAUGGUGGCAAACAUUUUCGCAGUAUUGUCUUUAAGGAUUCGCUAUCCGAUUGGCUCCUAGAUUGUCAUGCUUUAGCACGAUCCAAGGCUUUGGUGAAUGUUAAUAAUCCCUCAGAGAAUGCCGGCAAUCCAGUGGAUAUUUAUGCUAUAGGCUUUCAGGAAAUUGUCGAUUUAAAUGCUUCCAAUAUAAUGGCUGCCAGUACAGAUAAUGCCAAGCUAUGGGCUGAGGAAUUACAGAAAACCAUAUCACGUGAUAAUGAUUAUGUUCUAUUGACUUAUCAGCAGUUGGUGGGAGUGUGUCUGUACAUUUAUAUACGGCCGGAACAUGCUCCCUAUAUAAAAGAUGUGGCUAUAGAUUGUGUUAAGACAGGUUUGGGUGGAGCUACGGGAAAUAAAGGAGCCUGUGCUAUACGUUUUGUUUUGCAUGGCACUUCUAUGUGUUUUGUUUGCGCACAUUUUGCGGCAGGUCAAUCGCAGGUGGCCGAGCGUAAUGCUGAUUAUGCUGAGAUCACCCGCAAAUUGGCCUUUCCCAUGGGCCGCACUUUAAAGUCACACGAUUGGGUAUUCUGGUGUGGAGAUUUUAACUAUCGCAUUGACAUGGACAAAGAGGAACUUAAGGAGUCCAUACGCAAUGGUGAUUUAACGGCGGUAUUGGAAAAUGAUCAGUUACGCAAGGAACAAGAAGCGGGCAAUGUAUUUUCCGAUUUUCUAGAAGGUGAAAUUACUUUUGAUCCCACUUAUAAAUAUGACUUGUUUAGUGAUGACUAUGAUACCUCGGAAAAACAAAGAGCACCCGCCUGGACUGAUCGUGUGUUAUGGCGUCGCCGCAAGGCUUUAGCUGAAUCAGAUUUUGCCAAUAAUGAUUGGAAUCCGGGUAAAUUAAUACACUAUGGAAGAUCAGAGCUUAAGCAAAGUGAUCAUCGUCCUGUCAUAGCCAUAAUAGAUGCAGAGAUUAUGGAAAUAGAUCAAAAACGCAGAAGAACUGUUUUCGAACAGGUUAUUAGGGACCUAGGUCCCCCAGAUUCCACUAUAGUGGUUCAUGUCAAAGACGCAGCAGUAGACGAGGAUGGCCCUACUAUUUAUGAUGAAAAUGUUAUGUCCACUUUGAUACAGGAAUUAACUAAAAUGGGUGAAGUUACCUUGGUACGUUAUGUCGAAGAUACCAUGUGGGUUACCUUUAGAGAUGGUGAGGCCUCACUUAAUGCCGUAGCCAAGGGUCAACUUAAUAUUUGUGGUUUAGAUUUGGAGUUUGAAUUGAAAUCCCCCAACUGGCAUCAUUUUGUGGACAAUGAAAUUGAAUUGUGCACCACCAAUACAAUAGCUUUGUGUGCAAAUCCUCAAGAACAGGCACAGCUAUUGAAUGCCACCCCGGAAGUGCCACAAAGACCAAAACAACCACCCACAAGGCCAGCACCCGCUAGACCACCCAUACCCAUGUCACCAAAGAAUUCACCCAGACAUUUGCCACAUGCCGGCGUUAUCAGUGUGGUGCCUGAGAUGUUACAAAAACCGGCCAAGCCUCCAAUGCCACCACAGCCGCAGCAACCUCCACAAUUGCCACCACCCCUAAGACCAGUACCGGUGGGCUCGGGCUCUGAUACGGCUCCCUCUUCCAAGUCACAAUCGCCAACCGAACAAACUUCUCCGUUACACUCUUCUUCCGGCAAAGUGUCACCCUCUGGCUCGGGUUCUCAGGCCGGUUCAUUGCCGCCCACACCACCACGUCACACACAAAGCAAGAACGUAACACCAGCUUCGACACCGUCACGCCAAUCGAAACAAUCAUCGGUCGAUGUGCAAGAUACCUCAACAUACAACGAGAGCAAUAUUUAUGAAGAAAUACCAGAUAUACCUGCACCCCGACAUCCACCACCAGCCUUUCCACCCCCUGUAGGUUUGAUGGAUGGUGGCAGUAGUGAAAGUCCUGCUAGAAGAGCACCACAAAUGCCGACAAAUGCACCAAUGGGUCCUCCACCACCACUACCCGUUAGACGAGGUCCCCCACCUAUACCAAAUCGUACAGGGAAUGCACCACCCUUGCCGAAUAGACCAAAUAAUAAUUAAAAAAAACAACCUUUAGUAAUCCUAACGUACUUAAAUGGUAAGUAGUAAAGUUUGAAGUGGAAAGAAAAGAAUUUAACAUUCCUUUUUAGACAUAUUGUAUGUUUUUAAAAAACAAAUUAAUUAAACUAAUAAUAAACACAUUAUUGCAAUUGUAAUUCCAAAAAAAACAAACAAAAAAUUAUACAAAACAUGAAACAAAUAUAUUUAUUAUACUUCAAGAAGUAACACAACUCAAAUAAAAUGCUCCAUGUAUUCCUUUUUAGUUUUUUAAAAUAUUAUUUAAGAAGAAAUUCAAAUUUGCAAAAAAAAAACUUAAAACUUAAGGGUUUAACGAAAGAACUUAAAAAAUAUUAAAGCCUAUUUAAAAGGGCUUAUGUUUUUAACGAAAUAUUAGCAUAGUUUAGGGGUUUGUUUAAAAUUUUGUUCAAAAAUUUUAAGAAAUAAUGUUUCUAAAGUGCAAUAUUAAGACAAAUAUAUAAAAAAUCAAUAAAAUAUUCCAUUAAUCGAUAGGAUUUCCACACAUAUUACACAAAAUUAUAUCAACUUUACUUUUUUUCCACAAAAUUUGAAAAAAAGUUAAAAUAAUAUUCGAUUAAUCGGUAAAAUUUUUAAGAUUAAUCGUUUAAAAUUCCAAAAAAGAAUAUUUGUUUAAUGAAAUUGGAGUAAUCGGUUAAAAAUUACCUAAUAAUCGAUUACAUUUACUCGAAUAAUCGAAUAAAAUUAUUCGAAUAAUUAAUAAUUUUCUGAAUUAUCCAAAAUAGGGUAUUUGUUUAAUAUAAUAAUAAUAAUAAGUGUAAUCGGUUCAAAAAUAACCGAAUAAUCGUUUAAAAGUAUUAGUAUAAUCGAAUAAAAUUAUUCGAAUAAUUGAUAAUUUUCCGAUUGUUUUAAUCGAUUUUAAAUUUUAAUAUUCAUAAGAAUUACGAUUAAAAAUGUUAGAAUUUAAUGGUCAGACUAAUUUGAUUAUAUUAAAGCAAAUAUCAAAUACUGCAAUUAAUCGAUUAAAAUGAUUUAGAAAAGUUAAUAUCCGAUUAAUCGAUUGUAUUUUUUUCGAUUAAUCGUUAAAAUUCCAAAAAAAAAAAAUGUAUUCAGUUCUAGAUCAGUUCUAAUUCUCGUUCAGUUCUAGGUCACUACUCGUUCAGUUCUAGAUCAGUUCUAGUUCAG
Messenger RNA from Lucilia sericata (common green bottle fly), 5263 nucleotides. It is a transcript of the gene Synj, whose product is annotated as synaptojanin-1. Gene Ontology annotation, molecular function: phosphatidylinositol-4,5-bisphosphate 5-phosphatase activity. Gene Ontology annotation, biological process: synaptic vesicle endocytosis; phosphatidylinositol dephosphorylation. The record is from RefSeq and is a predicted model, not a curated record. Lineage: Eukaryota; Metazoa; Arthropoda; Insecta; Diptera; Calliphoridae. The transcript is spliced from 6 exons. Bases 413 to 4102 code for a protein of 1229 amino acids.